AUGAUUCUCGCUGCAUCAGUUUGUACGCGUGCCGGCAAAGUCCUGCUGUCACGGCAGUUCCAGGCCAUGAAUGCCGAAAAGGUGCAAACUAUACUGUCGCGACUUCCAAGACUAGCCACGGCGGGGUCACAACAUACCGUGGCCGAAGCUGAAGGGGUUCGCUACGUGUACGAGCCAGUUGAGGAACUGUAUCUGGUGCUGCUGACGGACAUCGAUUCCAAUAUUGUACAGGAUCUGAAAACGUUACGGCUGCUUGUGCAAACGCUUUCAUUCUGUCUUGGAGGUGUGCCCGAAACGGAGCGUCUGGUUGCUGAAAAAGCGUUUGACAUCAUUAUGGCGUUUGAUGAGGUGGUCGCUGAAGGGUACAGUGAAGAUUUGACGCCCAAUCAGGUAGAGACAUUCUUGGAGAUGGAUUCGCACGAGGAAAAGAUCCAACAGAUCAUUGAGCGCAACAAGGAGCUCGAGGCCGCCGAGGAGCGUAAAAAGAGGGCCAAGGAACUCGAGGCCCAGCGUCGGGCUACGGCUCGUCAACAGUCAGCUACGUCUAUUUCUAGCACCUCAACCCUAGGAUCUAACCGGUACGAUGGCUAUGCGUCGCCGUUUACUCAGGACCCGGCCCCUCAAGUUGCGUUUGAGCACAACAGCUUGCAGCUUGGACCAGUUCCCGUAAGGUCAGGCGGUCAGAGCCAGCAUAAACCACGGGGACGUGGGUUACAAUUAGGAAAGAAGAGCCGAGAGGAACAGCCGUUGAUGGCGGAUAUUGACCUGCCUGCUGCGGCGACUCCGCCCGUGGCCACGAGGCCUGGAGCAGCCACAUCUGCAGCUGGCGCUUCGCCUGUGGCUUCGCCUGUGACUUCGCCCAGACAAGCUCACACUGUCCCUGCCGCCGCAUCAACGGGCGCAUAUAAUGCCGCGCCGGCAGCGGCUGAGAAGACGGAGGUGACGAUUGCCGAAGGGCUGACCAUUGAGACCACUCGGGACGGCCAGGUGCAGAGCGCGCGGGUAUCUGGUACGCUGCAUGUAUUUGCUGCUGAUCGGAGCAACCCUCGCCUGCGGAUUCUCACCCGAACGGGCGGCAGUGCUGGUUCGUACAAGACGAAUCCCAAAAUGGACCGGGCAUUGUUUGCUCGACAAAACACACUGGGCCUUCGCGACGCCAACGAGGAUUUCCCCGCGUCUAAUGUUCUGCUGGUCAAAUGGACCGUGGACAACAUCAAGGUGCCUAUCACCUUCAACGUUUGGGUUUCCGAGGCGAGCGACCCUGGAUUUUUGACAGUGACUCUAGAGUACGAGCUGGACCCAGAAUUCGAGGGCGUUCUGGAGAACGUCGGUGUGUCGGUUCCGCUGCCCACGUCGAACGCACAUGUGUCUGAUCCCAGCAGCGUCUACGACCAGUUUGACGACCACCUUGUGUGGAUGCUGCCGCUCGUCACGGCUUCUGAUGCCCCUACUCCUUUCGAGUUCACGGCAGAGGCGGACUCCGAAGAUGACUUUUUCCCGAUGCAGGUCGAGUUCACCGUCCGCGACGCGCCCUCUGCAUUUGGGCUCAUUGACAUCGAAGGCAUCUUGGUCGCGGACACCCAGUCGGCUUUGCCGUUCUCCAAGACUGUUCAGGUUAAAACAGAAUCGUAUGUUAUUCGCUAG
Messenger RNA from Wickerhamiella sorbophila, 1644 nucleotides. Its product is annotated as Coatomer subunit delta. The record is from RefSeq and is a predicted model, not a curated record. Gene Ontology annotation, biological process: Golgi localization; endoplasmic reticulum to Golgi vesicle-mediated transport; retrograde vesicle-mediated transport, Golgi to endoplasmic reticulum. NCBI's taxonomy places the organism in Eukaryota, Fungi, Ascomycota, Dipodascomycetes, Dipodascales, Trichomonascaceae. The coding region runs from base 1 to 1644 and encodes 547 amino acids. Gene Ontology annotation, cellular component: cytosol; COPI vesicle coat. The transcript has a single exon.